AUGGAUCCAAACUCCAGCUUGCUUUUGGGUCCAGCCCAGUAUCUGACAGAACCUUGUAUGGAAGGUGGAAGAAGCCUGUCCCCCAGAGAGCAGAGCAGAUGCUCCCCCUUUGCCUGGAGUCAGGUCCCCAGCUCCAGCCUCUCCGACCCUGACUGCUUUGGGGAUGAGCACAUCCAGGCAAAGAGGGCCAGAGUAGAGACCAUCGUCAGAGGCAUGUUCCUCUCCCCAACCUCUCUGGGGCCAGGCAGGGCCCUCGCUGGGGACAGCCCAAGCCGCCCAGAGAAGGCCCGGGGGCGGAAGAGGAAGCAGAGCCUUCCCAUGCAGCAAGACCCCCUGGAGGCAGGCCCCGCAGGGAACCGGGGCAGCGGCAGGAAGGGGGGCCCUCGGGUGAGAGGACAGCUCCACCUGCUGAGGCAGCAGAUGAGACACCUGCAGGAGCGUAUCCUGCAGGCCGUGGAGCCCAGGGCCGCAGCUCAGGGCCCUCCAACAGCAGGCCAGAGGAAUGGCUCUGGGUCUGGGCCCUGGGGGGUGGACAGCGACCACUGCCAGGGGUCCAUCAGGGACCUCUCCAGGGUGGAGAAACACAGAGCGUCUGAGGUCCAGUACCUGUCUGAGGGGCCCAGAUUUCUUCCCUCUGAAGCACGGGCCUUGCUGGAGAGUCUGAAGAAAGAACUGACGGGGGCCAUAUCCCAGGCUGUGGACUCGGUGUUACAAAAGGUACUGGUGGAUCCAUCGGGGCACCUGACUCAGCUGGGCGGGAGAUUCCAGGAGCCGGUGCCAGAUGGGAGAAGCGAGCCCUUGCCUCCUGAGGGCAGUGCCCGUAAAGAUCCGCUUCCUCUGGCGGCCUUGCCCAGACGGGCCCAGCCACCAGCGGGGGCUCCACUGGGAAGCUUAUCGCUGGCCAAACCUCUAGAUUCUCCCAGGUACCCCAUCUCUCUGAGAAUGAUCCCCAAACCCUAUCAGGCUUCCCCAGCAGACUGUCCCUUGGUGGUUGCACCUGCCCACAUCCAGGAGGAGCAGAUUCUCGGCCAGCUACUGGGCCAUGGGCCCGGUGGCCGCUGGAGGGGUGGUCUUCCUCAGGACCCGUCUGCCCUGAGCCAGCCCUCCUCUGAGGUGGCCCUGCGACCUUGGGGAGCUGCCAAACUGCGACCUCUGGCCUUGAGCCAGCAGCAGCGCCCCUGGCCCUUCACGUCCACCUGUUUGGAAAGACUGCCCCUCGUUCCCCCGAUGAAAAUGGAGCCGGGUGGCCGGCAGGCCGUCAUGGACACGCUUCCUUUCUCUGUGGCCCACAUCCAGGAGGGCCUCAAUCCUGGUCACUUGAAGAAGGCCAAACUAAUGUUUUUCUUCACACGCUACCCCAGCUCCAACCUCCUGAAGGCUUACUUCCCUGACGUUCAGUUCAACCGCUGCAUCACCUCCCAGAUGAUCAAGUGGUUCAGCAACUUCCGUGAGUUUUAUUACAUACAGAUGGAGAAAUUUGCCCGGCAAGCGAUUUCAGAUGGUAUCACAAAUCCCAAAAUGCUGGUGGUUCUCCGUGACUCAGAACUUUUUCGAGCUCUCAAUAUGCACUAUAACAAGGGAAACGACUUUGAGGUCCCAGACUGCUUCUUGGAAAUCGCCAGCUUGACUUUACAGGAGUUCUUCAGGGCUGUCUCCGCAGGCAAAGAUGCAGAUCCUUCCUGGAAGAAACCCAUUUAUAAAAUUAUUUCGAAACUGGACAGUGACAUCCCAGAGAUAUUCAAAUCUUCCAGCUAUCCCCAGGAACUGUUUCAGAAUUAAGAUCCCACAAAGUGAGGAGUGACUUGUCUGGCUUUCCUGGGUUUGCUUCUCAAAUGGCAGGCAGUACAGCUGUAGUCAUAUAAAGAGGGCAUAAGGAGAAAUCCCUCAAAUAGGUACUACGACCAUUUUUGAUCAUUUAUUUCCUCUUCCAGAAUAACCAGAGGUUUAACAUUAACUAUAAAAUACUGUAAAAGGAACUCAACGGUUUGGAACCAGAAGACUCUCCACUCCACUGUUUCCAGGUAUCAUGACCCUGGAAACCUGCAGUUAUCUCUGCAUCUGUAAAACGAGGUUGUAAGGAUAAAGAGAUAUGUCUGAGAGUACUCUGUGAAAUGUUUAUUACUCACUACACAAAUGUUCUUUUUUUCCCCCCUUCAGUUUUCAGAUAAAGUUAUCUUAUUUGGAGUCUUUUUUACAAAUUGUGCUGUUUUUAGUUAUCUAUUUAUCAAGUUUCACUGAUUUGCAAGACACUUUCAAAUACAUUCAGUUCAGUUCAGUUCAGUCACUCAGUCGUGUCCAACUCUUUGCGACCCCAUG
Molecule: messenger RNA, 2316 nt
Organism: Capra hircus (goat)
Lineage: Eukaryota; Metazoa; Chordata; Mammalia; Artiodactyla; Bovidae
Gene: PROX2
Product: prospero homeobox 2
Exons: 4
Coding region: 1-1779 (592 amino acids)
Biological process (GO): regulation of transcription by RNA polymerase II
Cellular component (GO): nucleus
Molecular function (GO): DNA-binding transcription factor activity, RNA polymerase II-specific; RNA polymerase II cis-regulatory region sequence-specific DNA binding
Source: RefSeq, a predicted model, not a curated record